This is a messenger RNA of Raphanus sativus (radish), 1235 nucleotides long. RefSeq names its product E3 ubiquitin ligase BIG BROTHER-related. Lineage: Eukaryota; Viridiplantae; Streptophyta; Magnoliopsida; Brassicales; Brassicaceae. The transcript has 7 exons. Bases 2 to 1087 code for a protein of 361 amino acids. The record is from RefSeq and is a predicted model, not a curated record.
CAUGAAUAAUUCCCCUUUGGAUACCAGACCCCCACACAACAAUCCAAUCCCCAUCUCACCUCCGAUUCGAAAACCCUACCUUACAAUCAUGGCCAUGGAGAAGGACAACAACAACCACGCUAGCAACGUCGCCGUCACUGCCACCGCCGAGCAAGCCACCAAGGUUAACGACGCCGAUGCACGGUUGCCGCCGGAGAAUCGUCAGACCGGUGUCGUCGUCUCGGAAUCCGUAAGCGGAAGCGAGAAAGGAGAGGAAGGUGCGGAGACGGCGGUUGCAGCGGUGUCUGUGGAGGAUGAUGAUGAGAGCGGGGGAUCGAGUUUGGUACCUCCCCGAUCUUCCUCGGCUAGGGUUCCCUUCACUAAUCUGAGCCAGAUCGAUUCGGAUCUUGCUCUCGCUCGCACGCUCCAAGAACAGGAGCGGGCGUAUAUGAUGCUGACGAUGAACAGUGAGAUCAGUGACUAUGGGAGCUGGGAAACUGGAAGCUAUGUAUACGAGGAGGAUGAGUUUGAUGACCCCGAGGAUGAGGAGGAAGACGAAUACGAAACAGAUGAUGAUCCUCAGGAAGAUGUGCAAGCCAAUGGAGACGAUCAGGAAAAUGGUGGCGCUGACACCACCGAGGAAGUUGGUUAUUCAGAUGAUGAAACUUUUGCUAGAGCUCUUCAGGAAGCUGAGGCAAGGGAGAUGGCUGAUAGGUUGUCUGCCUUGACUGGGUUAGCUAAUCGGGUUGAAGUUCUAGAGGAUGAUGAUCAUACUUCUGAGGAUGCCUGGGAUGAGAUGGACCCUGAUGAGCUUUCAUAUGAGGAGUUGCUUGCGCUUGGCGACAUUGUGGGAACCGAGAGUAGAGGGUUGUCAGCUGAUACAAUUGCAUCUUUGCCUUCAAAAAGAUAUAAAGAUGGAGAAAAUCAGAACGGAACCAAUGAGUCGUGUGUUAUAUGUCGUCUAGACUAUGAGGAUGACGAUGACUUGAUACUGCUUCCAUGCAAACAUUCUUACCACUCGGAGUGCAUUAAUAACUGGUUGAAGAUAAACAAGAUUUGUCCUGUAUGCAGCGCAGAAGUUUCAACUUCCUCAGCUGGACAAAGCUGAAUAGCAAAGGAAGGGAUAUCCAGAAAAAGAUCAUAAGCUAAGAACUCCAUUACCUUUGUUGUCUGUUUGUACACUGUAUAAACUAAACCAUCAUCAGAUUUUUUUGUGGAUCCUUCAAAUAAUCUGAAUCUCAUCUUCUUGCACUCUA